Trichomonas vaginalis G3 is the source of this 1512-nucleotide messenger RNA. Its product is annotated as ribonuclease H-like family. NCBI's taxonomy places the organism in Eukaryota, Parabasalia, Trichomonadida, Trichomonadidae. The record is from RefSeq and is a predicted model, not a curated record. The transcript has a single exon. The annotation marks the transcript as partial.
ACACACGGCAGCCGUCAUGGUCUAUUCUCUUGUGUGUGCAAUCCAGGCAAAACAGAUCGCCACCAAUUCUUCGACACAACAAUUUCGACUAAUUGGACAUACGAGGACUACCAUACGUGGUUUGAUUCUCUUAAGGUUAAUAAAAACCACGUAGCUGGAGUAGUCGGAGAUGGUUUGCCAGCCCAGGUUAAAGGACUCUGCCACUGGAGGCCAGAAGGAGCCCUUUUCCCUGGCUUACAAACCGUGUACAUUCGUUGCCUUAACCACGUCUUGAACAAUGCUAUUGUCCACGCACGUAAGCAAUGUCCAUUGUUGAAUGAACUGAUGAAUAGAGUUCACCAGAUUAUCAUUAUCUUUAAGAAUCACGAUAUGAGAGCGAGAUACAAGAUCAGGGUUCCAUCAAUCCCGGAAACUCGCUGGCUCUACAUAUAUGAUACUCUGUUUUUCAUCUUUGAUAAUCUGGAAACAAUUAAUACUGCUUUAAGAAGUGGAGAUCUUCCACUAUCCCUUUCCAGAGCUACACGUGAACAGUUACAAUGGACACGUGAUGGAAUUCCUCCACUCUUUAAAGAUGCUUUAAUGAUAUUCAAGCCAUUAAAGCAACUUCAAUUAUGGCUGGAAUCCAACAAGUCCAUGGGUGCUUAUGCAUUCCUGAUGAUACAACAGUGCCAAGGGAUGUUGGAUGAAAUGGCAGGAAGAUUAACGCCAGAUGGUGAAGAGAUUCUCCGAUCAAUCACUACAAUAUUCAAAAAUGAUAUGAAAGAAUAUGGUAGAAUUGAUUUGCUUCGGUUUGCUUUCGGCUUUACACCGUUAGCAAGGAAGAUCAUCAGAGACAAGAAGGGUUUUGGAGGAAAGACAAGCUAUCCACCUAUAAUGCAGUUGAAAGAUGUGCAAGUCCCAACGAUUCCUUCCCUGAGGAUCAUCAAUCGCGAGAUCACAUUUGAGAAACUCGGCGAAAUCCUUGAAGAAGAACGAACAGAACGUGUUGACGAGGUAGCCGAGCAUGAUGAAGAGAUCCAGCAAGCAGAAGAGGAACAAAUGCUUAACGACGAUCAUGCAGCCGAAACAAAUGCCGAUGGUUCGAGGAAUUCCUUGGUCUGGGAUGUUGUAGAUGAAGAGAUAAAAGAUCUAUACACAUUCAUGAUAACAAUCCUCAGACAAAGAGCAAUUGCCGAAUCAACAGUUGAUCCAACGAUCAAUAAAGACGAUAGAGCCAAGGAAUUGAGUGAUGCUUACGAUUUCUUCAUAGAGCAAGAUGAUUCCCAUCUUAUAAAUGGUCAUCAUCUUGCUCAAAAUGAUGGCAAGUUUUGGUACAUGAAUGGCAUAAAGCAACUAAAAGCAAUAAGACCAAUUGGAAAAAGGAUGAUGUCACUUUCGUGCAGUGAAGCAGAUGUAGAACGUGUAAUAUCUGAAUUGCGAAAGACAAGAAAUUCAAUGAACGAAUCAUGCAAAGAAGAAUAUGUAGCAUGCCGCUUCUUCAUCAAGUUGAAUGAUGAUCAAUUUGAUAUUUGA